This is a messenger RNA of Struthio camelus australis, 554 nucleotides long. NCBI's taxonomy places the organism in Eukaryota, Metazoa, Chordata, Aves, Struthioniformes, Struthionidae. The record is from RefSeq and is a predicted model, not a curated record.
GGGCCAUGGGGGAUCUGGACCGCGAGCGCCAGAAGCUGGAGGCGCAGGAGAAGAAGAUCAUCGUCGACAUCAAGAAGAUGGCCAAGCAGGGGCAGAUGGACGCAGUGAAGAUCAUGGCGAAGGACCUGGUGCGGACGCGGCGCUACGUGAAGAAGUUCAUCACCAUGCGGGCCAACAUCCAGGCCGUGUCCCUCAAGAUCCAGACCCUCAAGUCCAACAACUCCAUGGCCCAGGCCAUGAAAGGCGUCACGAAGGCUAUGGCCACCAUGAACCGGCAGCUGAAGCUGCCACAGAUUCAGAAAAUUAUGAUGGAGUUUGAGAAGCAGGCAGAGAUCAUGGACAUGAAGGAGGAACUGAUGAAUGAUGCCAUCGAUGACGCCAUGGGAGAUGAGGAUGAUGAGGAGGAAAGUGACGCAGUGGUGUCGCAAGUGCUGGACGAGCUGGGGCUGACCCUCACCGAUGAGCUGGCCAGUGAGUGGGACUGUUGGGUUAUGGGGGGCCUGGGGGACACCUUGGGGGUAUAUGGGAGAUCUGAGGGGGUGACCAGGCGGGAG